Messenger RNA from Stegodyphus dumicola, 2221 nucleotides. It is a transcript of the gene HBS1, whose product is annotated as translation elongation factor EF-1alpha (GTPase) HBS1. NCBI's taxonomy places the organism in Eukaryota, Metazoa, Arthropoda, Arachnida, Araneae, Eresidae. The record is from RefSeq and is a predicted model, not a curated record. Gene Ontology annotation, molecular function: GTP binding; GTPase activity.
CACGUUCCGGUUAGUGCAUAUGUAUCUUGUUCGUUUAAUUUUACCUCAAAGAUGCUCAGAAAGCUUUGAAAGCAGAACUUUUUUAUGAAUUCGUAUACGGUUUACGAGUUUCUGUUAAACUGAUGAAUUCAUGAUUGUUUUGUAGUAGUCUAAAAAAAAAAAUAAAAAAUGUCACGGCAUAGAAAUGUGCGAGCAAUCGAUGUAGAUGAAGAAUAUGAUGGCUAUUAUUCAUGCUAUGGGCAUUCUGUUGAAGAAGAUUUUUGCAUUUCUCCACGAACGGAAGCACAGUUUCUUUAUAAUAGAAAGAACUGUAACCAACCGAUGAAUGCAUUCUUUGAAGCAGAAGAACGUCUUCGUGGGAAGAAUAGCAGCAAUGAAGAAAGUUUUUCAGAAUCAGCUAAUGAAAUGGAUUCUGUGCACAGUUCAGAUAUUGAAAUGCAGUUUCAGUGUGAUCAAGGCAGUCCAGUUAAGCCCAUGGAUACAUUACAUGCAUCUCCUGUUCCCAGUAUUACUUCAACUGGAUCACCAGCUCCCAGUGUUAAAGAUAGUGAAGAAAAUUUCUACAGCCCAAAAUUGAAUCCUAGUUUAAAAUCUAAUUUAUCCAGUGUAAAUACUGCUAUUCCUGAUGCUCAGCUUGAUUUUCAGUGUAAAUCUCAAAUUUUCUCUCAGUCUGGACCUGAUAGUUCCAAAGAUUCUCCUACUGCAAAAUUGGAAACCAUACAAGAUGCUAAACUCCAAACUUCUGGGCUUUUGAGUGGAAAUGUCUCUGAAAUUGAUAAAAAAGUCUAUGAAGGAACUAAAAUUAAUAAUGCAAAGUCAUUAAAGUCAGAGAAAGCUAUUUCUGAACUGUAUUUAAAGGAAAGAAGUCAGGAAAAGCCUCUCAUUAAUCUUGUUGUUAUUGGGCAUGUUGAUGCUGGGAAAAGUACUUUGAUGGGCCAUUUAUUAUACAGAUUGGGUCAGGUUUCUAAAAGGGCAAUGCAUAAAUUUGAACAAGAUUCUAAAAAGCUUGGAAAAUCAUCUUUCAUGUAUGCUUGGGUCCUAGAUGAAACUUCUGAAGAAAGGAACCGUGGCAUAACAAUGGAUAUUGCUCAGACAAAAUUUGAAACAAAACAUAGAUCUGUUGUACAUAUUGAUGCGCCUGGUCACAAAGAUUUCAUUCCUAAUAUGAUAGUUGGUGCUGCUCAAGCAGAUGUUGCUAUUUUAGUCGUUGAUACUACAAGAGGGGAAUUUGAAACAGGAUUUGAAAUGGGAGGUCAAACAAGAGAGCAUACUAUGCUAAUACGUUCACUUGGUGUUUCACAAAUUGCUGUUGCUGUUAAUAAAAUGGACAAUGUUAAUUAUGCUGAAGAAAGAUAUAAAGAUAUUGUAACUAAGAUGUCAUCGUUCUUAAAGCAAGUAGGUUUUAAGGAAUGUGAUGUAGCAUUUGUUCCUUGCAGUGGUCUCACUGGAGAAAAUUUGUUGAAUCCACCUGAAACUCCAGAGCUCAGGAAGUGGUAUACUGGCUCUACAUUAAUUGAUGUGAUUGAUAAUUUCAAGCCACCAGAAAGACAAGUAGAAAAACCCUUCCGUCUAUGUGUGGCUGAUGUUUUCAAAGGAACUUCUGGUGGGUUUUGUGUAGCAGGAAAAAUUGAGGCUGGAUUUGUUAAAAGUGGUGAUAAAGUUCUUGUAAUGCCAGCUGGAGAACAAGCUGUUGUAAAAGCAAUAACUACUGAUGAAUCUUCACUGCAGCACGGAUUUGCUGGAGAUCAUGUAAUACUGCAGCUUAGUGGAACUGAUAUGAAUAACGUAGCAUCUGGCAGCAUGAUCUGUGAUAUAGAGAGACCUGUAAAAGUAACAACAUUGUUUGAAGCAAGACUAGUCAUUUUCAACAUUUCUACUCCAAUUACUAAAGGAUAUCCAGUAAUUCUGCAUUAUCAGAGCCUGAGUGAGCAAGCACUCAUAAAAAAAUUAAUAUCACAGUUAAAUCGCAGCACAGGAGAAAUUGUUAAAAAGAAACCAAGGUGUUUAACAAAAAAUAGUAGUGCUGUUGUUGAAAUAGAAGUUAAUCGUCCCAUUUGCAUUGAAUUAUUCAAAGAUUAUAAAGAAUUGGGUCGAAUUAUGCUAAGAAGUGGUGGUUCUACAAUUGCUGCUGGUUUAGUUACACAAAUAAAGUGAUUACACACACUUAUGAGGUUUUGUGGCUUCUAAAAGGAAAAUAUAUGUUCUUCAUGCAGAAUUUGUU